AUGAAUAUACCUACAUCAACAAAUAAACAUGUUCAUAUACAAGAACCUCCUGAUCCAUUUAAAUCAAAAAAACGGCACGAAGAACAUAAACGGAAAGCAAAUGAUGCAAAAUAUCCAAGUCACAAAAAUGUUGAAAGAAAUGUCAACUAUUAUCAAAGAUUUAAUAAAAAAUCUGAAACCAGAGAUUUUUAUAAUGAUAUAAAAAAUAAAACAUUAUAUGAUAAUGUCAAAGAAAUGCUAGAAAUGUUAAACUCUGAUUACAAAAUGAGUGAUUACGUAAAUUUAAUAGGAAAAUAUGCCUUAAAAAACAAUGUUUGGAAAAACUUUGUUAAAUAUUCUAAGAUAAAAGAAUUUUCAUUAACAGAUCGUGAGUAUGUUGAAUUUGAUAUACUAUUACCGGAUGGAUUUUUAAUAACAAUUAACAUAUCAGCUAGAGCAACUUUAGAACAACUAAAAAAAGAAGUAUUUUAUCAAGCAAACAAAUUUAUAUUUAAUAAAAAUUUAUUACCAAUACAAAAUUAUCUUUUUGCAAUGAUUGCUGCAAAUGGUAGUAAAGAAAAUAUUUAUGAUGAAAGUUGUCAAUUAUUUGUAUAUAAAUUAAAAUCACCUCUUCUAGUUCUUCAUCAACCAAGUGAAAAUGUUGUUGAAAAAAAAUUAGAACAAGAUAUUGGAGUAGCAAUUGGAUUUCCAAUAGAUGAAUUAGAUCAAAAAAUUUCAUAUGAAGCAAAAUUAUUUAGAGUUUCAUUAUUUGAAUUUUGUGUUCAAACAAUAAGUGAAAGAUGUUGUAGUGGAAAUGGACAUUAUGCUUUUUUUGAAGAUAAUAUUCUUGAAUUAGAAUAUAAAUUAACACCCAAAAUUCAAAAUAAAUUAGAUGAAAAAAAUAUGUUAACUAGAGUUUAUUAUAGAUCAUAUGAAGAUGAAAAAAAUGAAUUAGAUACAAAAUGCACAUGUAUAGAUAUUUAUAAUGUUAUAUCAAAAGAUAAAGAAACUGGUGUUGUAAGUAUUAUGACAAUCCAAAAUUUAAUUGAAUAUUCAUUGAAUCAAUUAAAAAAUAUGGGUAUUAAUAUAAAAGAAGAAGAAAAAGAUUUUGUAUUACAAAUAGUUGGUAAAAAAAUUUAUUUAACUAAAGAAAAUAUACCAUUAACAUCAUUUGAAUAUAUACGUUCUUCUUUUGAUAAUGAUAAUAUUCCAUUAUUAAUUAUGUGUAGAAAAAAUUUAAUUUAUAAUAAUUUACCACCAUAUGUUAAUAUGCAUGUACCAUAUUAUGUAAGAGGAAAUAGAAAACAAAAAGAAAUAACACAUCUUCAUCUUCAUGAAGAUCAUGGUGAUAUACAAUAUUUGUGGGAAUUUGAAGAUGAUUUUAAAUUUGAAUUAGAUACAGCAGGAAAUGUUUCUGUUUAUGAUAGUGAACAAAAAAUAUUUGUUAGAGUUGCAUUAACAGUUGGUAGACAUAUUUUAGCACAAAAAGAUUCAACACAUAAAUCAAUUAAUGAUCCUAGAUGGAGAGGAUAUAAAAUGAAUUUAGGAUAUUAUAUGAAAGAUAUACCACCAGCAGCACAAUUAUCAUUUGCCUUAGUAAGUACAGUUAAAAAAAAAAAUGGUAAAUCAGAAAAUGAAGUAUUAGGAUGGUGUAAUUUACGUUUAUUUGAUUAUAAACAUAGACUUAUUCAAGGAAGAAAAACAUUAUAUUUACAUAAUCCUGGUCCACAAGUAGAAGAUAAUUAUAUUAAUCCUAGUGGUCCUGAAAGUAUGAAUAUACAAAAAGGUUCACAUUCACGUAUUGUUGUAUAUUUUAAAGAUUAUUCUGUUAAAAAUAGAAAAAUUCAUAUAAAAUAUCCUGAAAUGAGUAAAAUAAAACAAUAUGCUAGUAUAAUUAAAAAUAAUCCAAGAAUUAGUGAUGAGGAUAAAGCAAUUGAUCCAAAUUUUGUUAAAUCUGAAGAUGUUAAAAAAUUAAAAAAAUAUUUAAAAUAUUUGGAUGGUACACAAUUAAGUGAAGAUGAUCAAUAUUAUUUAUGGAAACAUCGAGAAUAUAUAUGUACACAUUUACCAAAUCUUCUUGUAGUUAUAAGUGAUUGUAAAAGAAUAUGGAAAUCAAGAGAACAUGUCGCACAAUUUUAUGAAUUACUUACACGUUGGGGUAAUAUAAGUGUUGAAGCAGCAAUUGAAUUACUUGAUAAUAGGCAACGUGAUUGUGAAGUAAGAAAAUUUGCAGUAGAUAUACUUGAUAAAUGGUUAGAUGAUGAAAGAUUUAAAUUAUUUAUGAUGCAUUUAAUACAGGGAAUUAAAUAUGAACCAUAUUAUGAUAAUCCUUUAGCUGUUAUGCUUAUUAGAAGAGCAUUAUUAAAUUAUCAAAUAGCUCACCAUUUAUUUUGGUUAUUAAGAGGUGAAUUAGAACAAGAAAUUGGUUCAUCAGAAUCUGUAAAUGGUAAAGAAUGUAGAUUAACAGGUGAUAAUAAUAUAGAAGGAAAACUUACAUUACCUGUUGUUAGAUGUACUAUAAUGUUAGAAUGUCUUCUUAGAGCAAAUGUUCGUCAUAUUGGUCCUGUUAUUAAACAAGUAAGAAUGGUUAAUGAAUUAUUUAAAAUAAGUAAUGAAAUAAAAAAUAAUACAAGUAAAGAAAAUAAUACAAAAUUAUUACAAAGAAAAUUAAAAAAAGUAAUACAUGAAAUGGAAUAUGUUGAAUCACCAUUAAAUCCAAUAAUAUUAUUAGGUGAAUUAUGUGUUGAAGAAUGUAGAGUUUUAUCUAGUGCUAAACAACCACUUAAAUUAGUAUGGAGUAAUUGUGAACCAUUAGCAAGAUUAUCUAAAAAAACUCACCAAAUAAUAUUUAAAAAUGGUGAUGAUUUAAGGCAAGAUAUGUUAACAUUACAAGUAAUGAAAAUUAUGGAUGCAUUUUGGAAAUCAAUGGGUUAUGAUUUUUGUAUGAGUAUUUAUGAAGUACUACCAAUGGGAUAUAAUAUUGGAUUAAUUAAUGUUGUCCAAAAAUGUGUUACAUUAUUUGAAAUACAAACAAAUGAAAAAAAACGUAGUAUGCCUUUAUCAAUGGAAACAGCAUGUAUUAAUAAAUGGUUAAGAAAAUAUAAUGAUGAAACAAAACUUUAUUUAGAAGCUGUUGAUAAAUUUACAGCUUCUUUAACUGGAUAUUGUGUAGCAACAUAUAUCUUAGGUAUUAAGGAUCGUCACCAGGACAACAUAAUGGUAAGAAAAGAUGGAAGAAUGUUUCAUAUUGACUUUGGGCAUAUAUUAGGACAUACAAAAACAAAAUUAGGUAUUAAUCGUGAUAGAACACCUUUUAUAUUGACAAAUCAUUUUUUAUUUGUAAUAACAAAAGGUCGUUGUCAAUUUAAAAAUGAUCAUGAUAUAAUUAAAUUUAGAGAAAAUUGUAGAAAAGCAUUUCUUAUACUUCAUGAUCAUUCAAGAUUAUUUAUUUCACUCUUUCGUAUGAUGUUAUCAAUGGGUUUACCGGAAUGUUCAACACAAGAAGAUUUAAAUUAUUUAAAAUUAUCAUUAAUGGCUGGUUUUGAUAAGGAUAUAGCAGCAAUUCAAUUUGAUAACAUUUUUGAUGAAGUAAUAAAAUCUGAUCUUUCUACCAAAACCAAUUGGUUUUUCCAUUCAGUUAAACAUAUGUAA
Molecule: messenger RNA, 3630 nt
Organism: Strongyloides ratti
Lineage: Eukaryota; Metazoa; Nematoda; Chromadorea; Rhabditida; Strongyloididae
Product: Phosphatidylinositol 4,5-bisphosphate 3-kinase catalytic subunit alpha
Exons: 3
Coding region: 1-3630 (1209 amino acids)
Biological process (GO): phosphatidylinositol-3-phosphate biosynthetic process; phosphatidylinositol-mediated signaling; phosphatidylinositol 3-kinase/protein kinase B signal transduction
Cellular component (GO): phosphatidylinositol 3-kinase complex; cytoplasm; plasma membrane
Molecular function (GO): 1-phosphatidylinositol-3-kinase activity; 1-phosphatidylinositol-4-phosphate 3-kinase activity
Source: RefSeq, a predicted model, not a curated record